AGCCAAUGAACAAAUAAUAUCCUUAAAUCUGAUUCCUUAUUGAAAAGUGAAAACUGACGUCCCCAAGAGGUCACCUUUACGUGUAAUUCACUUUUCUCUAUGGUGGUAGGCGAGCCGGUUGUUAUUUUUCGUGAUCCCGAGAUAAAUUGAUUCAAAAACAAUCAUGAGCCGUAGAUUUAUUGUUGGUGGUAACUGGAAGAUGAAUGGUGAUAAGGACAAGAUAACUGAAAUUGUCAGCAAUUUGAUGAGGGGACCAUUGGACCCUAAUGCAGAGGUUGUCAUUGGAGUGCCUUCCAUCUACCUGGCCUAUGUCAAAAGCAUCAUGCCUGAUAACAUUAGUGUAGCAGCUCAAAAUUGCUGGAAGGUGCCAAAUGGAGCUUUUACAGGUGAAGUUUCCCCUGCGAUGAUACUAGAUGUUGGUGGCGAGUGGGUUAUUCUGGGACAUUCUGAAAGGAGGACCAUUUUUAAUGAAAAGGAUGAUUUAAUUGCUGAAAAGGUCGCACAUGCCCUUGACACUGGGUUGAAUGUCAUUGCUUGUAUCGGAGAAUCUCUUGAAGAGAGGGAAUCCGGUAAAACUGAAGAGGUUGUCUUUAGGCAGAUAAAGGCCCUGUUGCCAGCCAUUGCCGACAAUUGGGAGAAUGUUGUGCUGGCCUAUGAACCGGUGUGGGCCAUUGGUACUGGCAAAACUGCCACUCCGCAACAGGCUCAAGAUGUCCAUGCAUCCCUCCGCCAUUGGCUAGCAUUGAACGUAUCGCCAGAUGUGGCUCAGAAUGUGCGUAUCCAAUAUGGAGGAUCAGUGACUGCAGCCAACGCCAAAGAACUAGCCGCUUGCUCGGACAUCGAUGGUUUCCUUGUAGGUGGGGCCAGUCUGAAGCCCGAGUUUAUAGAUAUUGUCAACGCUUCUCAGUAAGGUGUUGGUUGGGAGGAUCAUCGCGAAAGGCAGCCCCAAGUUGCCCCGUGAUCUUGGUCUCUCAUUUAAAUGUUGUGACUCCUUCUUAUGAUAUUCUUUGUAUGAGAAAUAUAAAUGUUUUCUUCACUAAAUAAGAUCAAGUGUGUGUUAAGAUUCAAACGUUAAAUAUUUUUUUUGUUAUUUCUGUACCCAAUCUCUUUCAAUCUCCUGUCUAGUACCAAUGACAGAGAACUGUUAUAGAGAAAGAAGAUGAAAGAACAAGAAGAGGAGAUACAUAUUUUUUUGGCAAUCUUGUCUUGUUUACACUUUGUCCUAGUGGUACUAAAUAAAAACAGCAUUAGGGCCAUCGGUCAGAGUUAGCAAAUGAGACUUAAGUCAUAUAUAUUAUAUUUGUUAUUAGUUGCAUAAGUAUAAUUCACUUUACCUUUUAUAUUUUAUUGUGGUUUGCUGCAGAGACAGACCCAUAAUGGUAUGUUUUUUUUGCAUUUGAAAUGCAACGCUUGUUUUUGUAAAUACACAGCGAGUUUUUUAUCGUCUUAUAUAUCUCGGCAGUUCCUUUAAUUUAUCUGACAUUACAUUGAUAUCACAAGUAUUUCUAGAUACAAAAUGUGUGCAGUUUAUGAUUUUGCAUAUUGAAUUUAUCCUUUCGGAUCCUGUGUGCAUUUGCUUAAUUUUAAUUCAUUUUUACCUCCCAGUGACUUUUUUGACAGUUUUUUUAUAAAUCACAAGACAGUAUAAGACGACAAAAAUUCACGCUAGGGACAGCUGUAUAUCGAUAUAUCUUUAUCUGUGUAAAAUCUGUAUGAUUGGAAAGAUAAGUAAAACUUACUGUUCCUAUGUUA
Messenger RNA from Pararge aegeria (speckled wood butterfly), 1752 nucleotides. RefSeq names its product triosephosphate isomerase (gene Tpi). The transcript has 6 exons. The record is from RefSeq and is a predicted model, not a curated record. Gene Ontology annotation, biological process: glyceraldehyde-3-phosphate biosynthetic process; glycerol catabolic process; glycolytic process. Gene Ontology annotation, cellular component: cytosol. Gene Ontology annotation, molecular function: triose-phosphate isomerase activity. NCBI's taxonomy places the organism in Eukaryota, Metazoa, Arthropoda, Insecta, Lepidoptera, Nymphalidae. Bases 164 to 910 code for a protein of 248 amino acids.